This is a messenger RNA of Budorcas taxicolor (takin), 684 nucleotides long. Lineage: Eukaryota; Metazoa; Chordata; Mammalia; Artiodactyla; Bovidae. The record is from the annotation of a RefSeq genome assembly.
AUGGCAUAUCCCGUACAGCUAGGCUUUCAAGACGCAACAUCACCCAUCAUAGAAGAACUGCUACACUUUCACGAUCACACUCUGAUAAUUGUUUUCCUAAUUAGCUCACUAGUACUCUAUAUUAUUUUACUGAUACUAACAACAAAACUAACCCACACCAGCACCAUAGACGCACAAGAAGUAGAAACAAUCUGAACCAUUCUACCAGCUAUUAUUCUGAUUAUAAUUGCUCUCCCAUCCCUACGAAUUCUAUACAUAAUAGACGAAAUCAACAACCCAUCUCUCACAGUAAAGACCAUAGGACAUCAAUGGUACUGAAGUUAUGAGUACACAGACUAUGAAGACUUAAGCUUCGACUCCUAUAUAAUUCCAACAUCAGAAUUGAAACCUGGAGAACUACGAUUACUAGAAGUAGAUAACCGAGCUGUAUUACCUAUAGAAAUAACAAUUCGAAUACUAAUCUCCUCCGAAGACGUUUUACACUCAUGAGCAGUUCCCUCUCUAGGACUAAAAACAGACGCAAUUCCAGGCCGUUUAAAUCAAACAACCCUCAUAUCAACUCGUCCAGGCCUAUUUUACGGCCAAUGCUCAGAAAUCUGCGGAUCAAACCAUAGCUUCAUACCAAUCGUUCUCGAACUAGUCCCAUUAGAAUAUUUUGAAAAGUGAUCCGCAUCAAUGUUAUAA